Molecule: messenger RNA, 5934 nt
Organism: Monomorium pharaonis (pharaoh ant)
Lineage: Eukaryota; Metazoa; Arthropoda; Insecta; Hymenoptera; Formicidae
Product: lysosome membrane protein 2
Exons: 4
Coding region: 3163-4701 (512 amino acids)
Cellular component (GO): membrane; cytoplasm
Molecular function (GO): scavenger receptor activity
Source: RefSeq, a predicted model, not a curated record
UCAAAGCUAUCUUAUCUUUUUCUAGGAGAAAAAGAUACGAGAGAGAAUACAGGAAAUGUUGCAAGAGUGCACGGUCGAUGUCAUUAGAUUUUAUCUUCGCGUUCCACGUCAAGCAAAAAUAAGGCGAAAAUUUCGAUGAGCUUGUGGAAAGAGCUGCGAGAAAUCGCGCAAGUCCUUCUGAAGAUUUUUAUAUCUUCUGAAAUAAAUUUCUGAAGAUCGCGGGGAGAUAUUUCGACGAGUUUGCAAAAAGAGAUUGCGUACUUAUCGUUAAAAAUCGCGAAGCUAUCUGGCCCCUCGUAAAUCCUCACUGCGAGCUUAUUAUCAUCGUCGUUUAUUAUUAUCAUCGUCGGUCCUGGGCUUAUCACCACGACCGGCGGUCAUUACAACAUCCGAUUGAUUCUCGACAUUCCGACUAUCGAAUCCGUCGUCGUCCGGCUUUAUCGCGAUCAUCCUUUUUUUUUUUUUUCGCAUUUUGUUAUACGUGCGAACGUAUCGGCGCGCACAUUUCGGCGGGCGGGCCAGGCGGGCCUGGCCCAGCCCCGACCGAGAUCUCGCCACUUUUUGCGUAAUCGCGUCCACGCGACCAGAUAAGCGCGGCCCCGCUCAUUAUCGUACGACGCGCGGCGCGCCGUUAAGAACGACGUAAGAGGGAAUUACGCGACGUAGGGAGAUGGCACGGGUGAAGAGGCCAUUUCACCAGUCAUAACACAACAAUACUUCAUGAUGGAAAAGGCGAAUAGACGCGUCGGGCAAUUAGUACGCGUCAUGAAAAAGCACACACGUACAUAUAAAAUUAUGCGGCGCUUACCAGCGAAGUAAAACUUAGGAGAGAGGGUGAUAAGAAAAGCCUCCGUUUAAGGAGGAGUCAAAUCGUAUUUUUAUAGAGCGAUCGGGGGUGGACAUCCGCGAUUUGAGAAAAAGAAUGAUACAUUUAAAGAAACACUUUAUUUCUAAAAAUAUUCUAAAAACAAACUGAAAUAGUAUAAAUCAUAUUAAGCUGUUGAAAUAUUUACAGAUCGAUAAUAAACAAUCCAUUUUUAGCAUUUUUAAAUUACAUUAUAUCUAUAUGUCUUUUAUACGAAUAUAUACAGAAAUUAAGAUGAUUUGCACAUAUCAUCCCAAUCAGGAUUCGAGUUUUCCUUAUUGCAUGACGACCAAAAAUGACUUAGAAAGGAGAAAAUAUUUUCAUUAAAAUACGUUUGGCAAUCUUUAAUGCAUGUAACGCUAAUUUUUAAUCUUCUGCGAUUUUCCGUUAUUUUAUUUAUCUCUUAUUUACUUGUUAGUCGCACCGUGAAACGUAUCUUUUCAAUGUUUACAGCUUGCUCGAUUACGUUUCCACACUACGUCCGUGGAAACGUAAUCGAGCAAGCUGUAAACAUUGAAAAUAUACGUUUCUCAGAAAACAUCAAUCAUCCUAAUAUGCAAAGUUACGAAAUAUGUACUACAGUUUAUAUAAUCCUAUUAUCUAUAUUAUGACAAGCUGUAUUUUAUAGAGAUCUUGCGAGAAAAUUGUUAUAUUCUAACAGUAAAAAGAUUCUCGCUGACAUCUUACAUAUCAAGCAAAAUUCACUCGACUCGGUGACAUCUUCGGAGAUGUCAUUGAAGUCUUCCGAUGUAAAUUUGUUUGACAUUAUUCUUUCACGCGUCUAGCGCAUGAUUUCUACAAAAUGAUAGACGAAACAAUACUAUAUUUACAUUAAAAUUAGAUCGAUAUUUCUCACACUGCUAUUACAAUGCAAAUCACUAUAUAAUUACAGAAUUACGUAUUGCUAUAAAAUUGCGCGACUUAGCGAAUUAUAAUAUAAUUACAUAGCUGUCUCUUUUUUUUCCUUAUUACAUGAUCAACCGACACGCAAUUGUUAUUACUGAAGAAUUUAUAAUCGUCGGGCGCGGAAACUGUUUAACGCAAGGAGGGGAAAAGUGCCUUGUACCGCCUCAACAAAAUCUUGAAAAACGAAAUGCAAAACAACCGGUCACGAAUGAAAGAUCGUUGAGAUGCUUGUUGUUGUGUCUUCCGGGAUUUUUCAUUCAUUUCACUCCCCUUGUGUACGCGCGAUCCCGAGUCUUGAGAGCCACGAGAGAGCCUUUCCCCCCCCCCUCGGUUUUCCUUUCGGGCGAAAAGAUAUCUGUAAUCAUGUUUUUACUCGUCUGGCGGCGAUAAAACGUGUCGUACGAUCCCCCAGCCGGCGCAGCCUCCAAUUUUACUUGCGCGCGCGCGCGAUAAUAAAUCGGAUGACACGUGUUGUGUCCACACUCGGUAGAUGCGGGUGCGAUGAUAAAUCCUCCUCCCCUCUUCUUCUCUUUAUCUGUUCUGUUUCUUUCGCGCGCGCAAUUGUGCAGAUGCUGCUGCGGGUGGAGGAUUUAACUACCCGCGAUAGCAGGGUCAACGACGACCUUGACAGUGAUCUGUCUGAUUCUUCUAGUUUUUGAGUCUCUUUGCUCCUUCUCUCGAUACGCUCCGCUUAGUCUCUUUCGAAAUGUUACUAUUUAGGAAUUGACCCAAAAUAAAAUGUCAGACUAGAAGUGACAGUUCCACGAUAAGGAUAAUUUAUGAUAUGAUACGAGAUACGCCCGAAGAAAAAUGCUCUUUCGGAAGUGUCUCGGACAGACGAGAUUUUUAGAAUAUUUGACGAAACAAGCGCGUUAGAUAUUUCCUCGAAUAUUUCUUAAAUCUCAGGUAUUACUUAAUGGUAUCUGAAGGGAGCGAAGCAAUGGAGAUAGCGAGAACCUUACUGAGAAAGCUGAUCUGAACCCGCCGCAUCGAACUGUAUAUCGGAGAGGUGUUGGCCAUCAGAAGUCAUCGCCGCGUGGCAGGGUUAUCAUCGGAUUUUAAAAAAGGCGGGGAGGUUUUGUAAGCGACCGGCAUGGCUUAACCAGCCAGUUCGUUGAAAACGCUGUACGUCGACGGUGACGCUUGAUUUAUCAGACUCAGCUUGAAUCCGAUCGAGAUUUCCAUUCAAAGUCGGAGCGUCUCGACCGUUUUGUCUUCAACAGAGUGGCCAAGUCAAUUUUGACUUUGGUUUUGAGAGAGACUGAAUUUGAAUCAGACUGAUCGUCUUAAAUUUAAACGAGCUUUGAUCCUUCACGAGGAUUCAGAUCACAGGUGGUAGUCACCGUCGAGAGCGAUUAUCGUUUCUUUCAUCGAUCACCCUGGCGAUCAGCAUGACGAUCUCGGUGACUGACGCCGCCAUGGAAAAGGAGGCGAUCGGGCGAUGGCAUCGUUUUCGCAUCUGGCUCGCCUGGAUCUACUGCGGCAUCUUCCUGCUCAGCUCCGCCGCCUUCUACACGACCUGGUGCACGGGCGCGUUCAACGACUACGUGAUGUCGCAAUUGGUACUGCGCAACGGCAGCCGCACCUUCGACUGGUGGCUGAAUCCGCCCUCACCAAUGAAGUACAGGAUCUACAUCUUCAAUUACACGAACCUAGACGAGUUCGAGGCGGGCGAAGCGAGCAAGCUGCGCGUACAGGAGGUCGGUCCCUACGUGUACCGUGAGAUGCUGUCCCGCACGAACGUCGAGUUGCACGACAACGGCACGGUCACCUACCAGACCAAGACGACAUUCGAUUGGAUAGGCGGGCGAGCCGAUAACGAUACCAUCGUGGUGCCGAACGUACCGUUGAUGUUCACCACCGCGUACGUCCGGGACCUGAGCUUCGCGGUGCGAUUCGUCACCAAUACGGUGCUGUCGACUCUACAGGAGAAAUUGUUCAUCACCGAGACCGUCGGUGGUUUUCUCUGGGGCUACGACACCCAGCUCUUCCACAUGGCCAAGCCGCUGAUGAUGCUUCAGCGGGGGGACAUACCCUUUGAAAAGUUCGGCCUGAUGGCUACGAAGCAGGGUGUCGAUGCGGAUCGUAUCACGAUACAUACGGGAACGCGGGACAUAAAGAACCUCGGUAUGGUCGACCGAGUGAACGGGGUCGACAAUCGGCACAUUUGGGGUGACGAGCGAUGCGACAAAAUCGUGGGCACGGACGGCACCAGGUUCCCACCACAUUUGAUAAAAGAGCCAAGCAGACCCCUUUACGUAUAUUCUAAAGACCUUUGUAGAAAGAUACCUCUUUAUUUUCAUGAACAAACAACCACCUACGGCAUACCUUCCCUAAGGUACAAAUUCACCCCAGAUGCAUACAAUUUUUCGAACAAUCAAAACGAGUGCUUCUGCUGGAAGGUACACGAGGAAGGCACGAGAGUCUGCCCACCCUCGGGAGUCUUCAACAUGUCCGCGUGCACCUUCGGCGCGCCCCUGCUCUCGUCGUUUCCACAUUUUUAUGGCGCCGACAAGCUCCUGCUGGAACAAGUAGACGGCUUGAAUCCUCGACAGGAAGAUCACGAAAGUUAUUUCGACAUACAUCCGCGCAUAGGGGUUCCGAUGCGCGGCUGGUCGAGGACGCAAGUGAACGUGGAGGUGCGACGGGCGAUCGGCGUGCCAUUCCUCGGGAAUCUAAAGGACGGUAUGAUUCUUCCGCUUUUCUGGAUGGAGAUCGGGCUCGACGAGGUUUCGGAAGAAGUAUUAGUGGCCCUAAAGGAGGGGUAUUUCACAGCGAUGAACAUAGAGAUGGCCUUGCAGUGGGGCAGCCUGCUAAUGAUGAUACUCUCCUUUAGCGCUAUGAUCGCCUGCCUCUGGAAAUAUCGCGCGGAGCAGAACGUGGUACUCCAGAGGACAACGUUCAUUCACAACAACCUUUACGAGGCCUGAAUUCGAAAUGAAAAUGCUCAAAAAGAAGAAACGAAUGCAGGUCGGCGGCCAUUGAUCCGUCCAGAAAGAGAAAAAAGAAUUCCAAGGUAAUAUGAACGUUUAAGAGAUAUUAUGUCGAAUUUUUUUAGACGUUCCGAACAUUUUAAACGUCUCUUGGGACGUUUCUCGAGUCGAUAUUCGGCUUGAGACAAGAAGAUACGGUUCUCGUAAAUCUGCACGGGAGAAUAAAUUCGUAUCGUCACAAGUGGAGCUCGGUAGCGUCAAUAAUGAUUGUUGUGCAAUUAGAAUAACGUACGUUACCGACAAAUUAUAUGUUAAGCAGUUCUGUGUACGCGAAGAAAAUUUAUCACUGUGACGAACAUGAAAACGCUCGUCCGUACGAAAUAUUUCGUUAAUAUUUGAAAAAAAAUGAUAUCGUGCUUUCGUGGACUUAAAGCACUCUUUCCUCAGAUAAAAGAUAAGCUUCAAAAAAUUAGGAAGCAAAGAUCCCUUUCCUUCGUUGUGAAAUUAAUUAAGAUCACGAGAAGUUAGACAAUCCAGCGCGGAAUCCCAUGGGAAUGUCGAGGGGCCAAUAAAUUCCUACGACAAAUGGACAUGCCGCUGUUGCACCGUGAGAAAGAGAUUGUUUAAAACAUACGUUCGCAACGCGGCCAAAGCCUGUGAUUGAGACUUUACUUAGUACAUCGAGAAUAACAUGCAAUUAUGCCGACAGCGGUAGCGGCGGCGGUGACGGCUGCGGCAUUUGCGCGUUUUGUCGUGCUAUUAUCUAGCGGGUGCCGACCGCGACACGGUGCAUUACCGCGCUGCAUAAUGAACAACCUGUACUUAAUUAAGCGAUGACGCGCGCGCGACGACAGUAUGUAUUACACACGACGAUUAAUGAGAUCGUUGUCGCGACAGCGAGAUUCGAUGUUAACUUCAAGAUAGAAUGUAAGAUUUAUUUCACCCUGGAACUCGCGAGGUUCGCGAUCCAUCCUUUUCUAACGAGAGCUCCCUAACUCGAAAACCGAGAGAAUUGUAAAACCUUGGAGUUGUCGAGAGGACCUUCUCUCCUUCGUAAAUCUAAAAGCGGAAAGAAGUGUGACGCAAGUCAGCUCUCAAGUUAAGAUCUGCGUGUUUGAUAAUGUAAAGUAGGUAUGUAAAAAAUUAUAUGACGCGCGCUAUCGUCAUCUCUCAUCCUGCUGCACUGGUUGAAAAAAGAAGUUGUAUUUUAAUACAGCAUAUUGCGAUAUA